AUGAUCAGGGUGCUGUACGUAGUCGAGUGGCAUCGCGCCACGUCCACUUCGACGCCCCACUCAGCCAGACAUGUGAUGAGCAAACAGACCCUUUGGCGCCAAUCGGCAACAGCCCUUGGCCUCUCUGUCAAUAACAUCGCCACCAUUGUUGCUAUUGCUGUCGCUAUCCAUUCGCUUUUCUCGAGCGGCCCUUGUGAUGUCAUGCACAAAAGGCCUUGGUCCCUCUGCCGAUUCAGUUUCAAUAACCCGGUAACGCUCCUCUAGCUAAGCAACAAGAGCCUCCACCUAGUCUGCAGGCUGUGGCCCCAGAGCCGUUAGAGCUCAGUACGGCAAGCAAAACAACGUUCUGCUCAUAUCGGUAAGGUGUGAAAAGCCCCUUAUUGUUGUGAUAUAUGUGAUUAGUGUGACAACGACUUGAAGAUUAAUUAUGCCCUGGGAAUAUAUGAAGGCAGCAAGUAAGGACAAGUCUACGAAUGCAGUGACCCAUGAACAGGACGAAAGGAUAGACCAGCCCGUUCUUUUAGGGCAUAUUCCACCUCGUUAGAAAGAGAUACCCUUUUAGAACAUAAUAUUAUAACAAAG
Molecule: messenger RNA, 582 nt
Organism: Colletotrichum navitas
Lineage: Eukaryota; Fungi; Ascomycota; Sordariomycetes; Glomerellales; Glomerellaceae
Exons: 4
Coding region: 1-264 (87 amino acids)
Source: RefSeq, a predicted model, not a curated record